Molecule: messenger RNA, 1119 nt
Organism: Lottia gigantea (owl limpet)
Lineage: Eukaryota; Metazoa; Mollusca; Gastropoda; Lottiidae
Exons: 3
Coding region: 1-1119 (372 amino acids)
Source: RefSeq, a predicted model, not a curated record
AUGGCUGCAGCCGUUUCCAUAUCAAAAAUAUCUGAAAUCAAACAUUCCCUCGUUUGUACAUUUGGAGGAAAUCAAACCUUCCCUCGCCUGUACAUUUGGUGGAAGUCUAACCUUCCCUCGUCUGUACAUUUGGAGGAAAUCAAACCUUACCUCGUCUGUACAUUUGGUGGAAGUCUAACCUUCCCUCGUCUGUACAUUUGGAGGAUAUCAAACCUUACCUCGUCUGUACAUUUGGAGGAAAUCAAACCUUCCCUCGUCUGCACAUUUGGAGGAAAUCAAACCUUCCCUCGUCUGUACAUUUGGAGGAAAUCAAACCUUACCCCGUCUGUACAUUUGGGGGAAAUCAAAUCUUCCCUUGACUGUACAUUUGUAGGAAAUCAAACAUUCCCUCGUUUGUACAUUUUGAGGAAAUCAAACCUUCCCUCGUCUGUACAUUUGGAGGAAAUCAAACCUUACCUCGUCUGUACAUUUAGAGGAAAUCAAACAUUCCCUCGUUUGUACAUUUGGAGGAAAUCAAACUUUCCCUCGACUGUACAUUUGGAGGAAAUCAAACCUUCCCUCGUCUGUACAAUGGGAGGAAAUCAAACCUUCCCUCGAUUGUACAUUUGGAGGAAAUCAAACCUUCCAUCUACUGUACAUUUGGAGGAGAUCAAACCUUCCCUCGUCUGUACAUUUGGAGGAAAUCAAACCUUCCAUCUACUGUACAUUUGGAGGAAAUCAAACCUUCCCUCGACUGUACAUUUGGAGGAAAUCAAACCUUCCCUCGUCUGUACAAUGGGAGGAAAUCAAACCUUCCCUCAACUGUACAUUUCGAGGAAAUCAAACCUUCCAUCUACUGUACAUUUGGAGGAGAUCAAACCUUCCCUCGUCUGUACAUUUGGAGGAGAUCAAACCUUCCCUCGUCUGUACAUUUGGAGGAGAUCAAACCUUCCCUCGUCUGUACAUUUGGAGGAAAUCAAACCUUUCCUCGUCUGUACAUUUGGAGGAAAUCAAACCUUCCAUCUACUGUACAUUUGGAGAAUAUCAAACCUUCCCUCUUCUGUACAUUUGAAGGAAAUCAAACCUUCCCUCGUCUGUACAUUUGGAGGAAGCCAAACUUUGCCGUUCUGGAACUCUUAG